Messenger RNA from Lytechinus variegatus (green sea urchin), 3023 nucleotides. RefSeq lists its product as uncharacterized. Lineage: Eukaryota; Metazoa; Echinodermata; Echinoidea; Temnopleuroida; Toxopneustidae. The coding region runs from base 394 to 1845 and encodes 483 amino acids. The transcript has 5 exons. The record is from RefSeq and is a predicted model, not a curated record. Gene Ontology annotation, biological process: sensory perception of chemical stimulus.
CAUCAAAGAAUCUUUUAUCAUGAAAUGGUAUUAAGCCCCACUUCAUCCACUCUGUGCUGAGUUAUAAACACUCGCCAAAGAUUUACGCUAAAAGGAAAACCUAGCAUUACAAAACGACGUUCAAAAACUCGACAAUUUGUACAUUUCUGCUUCUUCGUAUGUGAUUAUAUAGAAAUUUCGAACAGUUGGGAACUUCAAAAACUGUUAUAUGAUUCGGAUUUCUUGUUUGAGCAGACGGUGUGAUCCUUACGCAUCAAGUAGCAAUAAAAUUCUCCAUCGUGUUUGUAUGGUAAACAACUAAGGCAAACUUUCGACGUUAUUUUGUGAGAAACGCCGGAAAAGGCGUGUUAAGUGAUAGUUCGUCAGCUUGGAGUGAACUGGAGAUUUGCCACGAUGUCGCGAAGCAGUAUAUCACCCCUGGUCGAGAACGAAGCCAAGAACGAAUUUGCCAACGCGUGGACGAAUGGAACAGCGCCCCCUAUGACGCCCCAACGUAAAGAGCUCGUUGAACUACCACCCCUGAAACAAUCAAAUGGAACACCAGUAAAUGGUACUCCACUGGUUAAGCGGCAUAUCGUACCUCCAAAGGCCAUGGAGACCACAGUGUCUUUGGAGAUAGAGGAGAAUGAAAAAGGGAUGAGCUCAUUGGACUACAGGAAAGACAUCGACAUGGAGUUCUAUGUUCUUCUUGGACCUCUCAUCAAGUGCAUGUCAUUCUUCGGACUAUGGCAUGGUUAUGUUGUUGACCCAGUGCACAAUCCGCCACCUAAGACGACUUUCAAGAGGAUCUUUAACCAGAAGAACUACUGUAUCUUUGCCCAGGUGCUCCUGUGGUUUAACACUCUUAGGUACGCUCCGGCAUUCUUUGUUGGAUCCUACAUCGAUCCGAUCAAGCUUGUCCCAAAGGUCAUUUUCUCUAUCUUCACACUGCAGUGCGCCCUCAACUCCUCCGUCUUCUUCUACUGUUUGUCCAAAAAGGACAAAGUGUCCAUCUUCUUUCACCACUUCGAGUUGGCUAUCCAGAGCAACCCUACAACGGCGGUGGAUAAGAGGUGGUUGAAGCGAGCCAGUUGGGCAUGCACCGUGGUCGCCAUCAUCUUCAUGGUCGUCCACUGUCUCAACCAGGCUGCCAACGCCUAUCUCCCAAUCGAGACCUUUCGCAACAACAGCCUGGUUUUCAUCGCCCCCAUGUACUACAGCGCUCCACUACACGCCUUCUUCGGCAUCAUCUACCUCUACAACUUCGCCGCUUGGAUCUUCCCUCUUCUCUUCUUCGUGCUCAUCUGCAUCAUCCUCUCGCGCCAGUUCGUCAAACUUGAUCAACGCCUCGAGAGGUCCCUCCGCAAGGCCCGAAUCGACGGGUGCUUCCCGAAGGAUUUCGAGGUUCUCCGAAGACAGCACGAAGCGCUUGCUACUGCGUUGGACACAUCCAAUGAUGGUCUCUUUACCUAUGUGAACCUGGUGACCUACGCGACUAUGGCUCCACUAGCGGUGUUCUUACUUUACCGGAUCAUCACCUCACCGUCCUAUCAACUUGGUCUCUCUGGAUGGUUCUUCUACUGGACUUGGAUGAUCAAUAUCUUUAUCAAUGUCAUCAUCGUGUCAUGGUUUGCUGCUAUUACAAGUACUAAGGCCCACGAUCCAAGGGAAAGACUCUUCUUGGUUAACCUGUGGAAUAUCACCAACGAGGAAAUUAUGCAGAUGAAUGUAUUCCUGAACAGAGUAAGCGGGGAUCCUAUGGGAUACACGAUAUUUGAUCUUGUUACCAUUACAAAACCUUUCAUAUUAACGAUUGGUGGUCUCCUCCUUACUUUCUACGCCAUCAUCUCCGAGUUCAAUGCAUGAAAAGGAAAAUGGUAUUCACUUCACUUUGAACGGUUUUGUACUUCAUUUAGAGCACUUUCCACUUCACCUCGAGUUGUUUUCACGCCAUUUAAAGUGGAUUUCAGGCGUUUGAGCGUCGGCCAUUCAUUCCUACAUGUACUAGGUCACUACAUCGACACCAAAUUAAUAUAUUUGGAGUGAAAUUUCGCUACUUCAAUCUCCUCUAUUUCCUCCAGAGUUAAAUUGGUGAAACCGGAGGAGGAGGCUCAGUCCUCUGAUCUUAAAUGUGAUGAAGAACAAUAAGGAAAAAAACACAGACAAAUAUGGAGAAGAAAAGACAUAAAUGACGUUAAAAAAUUAUAUGGAAAAGAGAUCAUCUUUCAAGUGACUUGAAUAAUUCUUAAAUGUUUUAACCUAAAACUAAAUGGAAUUCGUUUAUCGGUCACCCCUACUGCUCCCUCACCCACUCACCCACAAACAGGCGUGUUUCAUUUCACUUCCCGCCAAAAAUCGAAACACAAUCAAACUCAUAUUUAAUGCUGCGAAAUUGAUACCAAGGGCUGAUUGAGUCUAGCCGUUAUUGAUUCUAAACCCCGUUAUCUGUAUUAGUAAAUAACUCCUCUAAAACAGUGUUUGAUAUAAGGGAAAGUCGUUGAAUUGACGCUUAAUCGGUACUCGGACCCCGUGAAGAGCCUCGUCAUGACUGUAUAAGUCGCUAAUAUUCUGGUUCUGAGUUGGUUUAAAGUACGGAUUUAAUUUGUCUACUAUCGAGCGAGAGAGUAAUCAUCAAUGUAACAUUACUUUAGGGGAAAAAGGAAAGAGCUCACGCGUACAUAUCUGCUAACUUGGUAAAGCCCUGAUGCAUUAUUUAGUGGUGAUAUUAAAUGGAAACCGAAAGACCCAAAGGAGGUGUAGGGUUUUUCAGGCAUUAAUCUACCGAAGAUCUAGUGGGCUAUCAUGGAAAAUAAAUUUCAAAAUGAUCACUCUUAGGCAAAGUUAACAUAAUAAGGUGGCAUUUAAACCAUCAAUUAAAAUAUGCCUAAUGAUAUGAUUAUGAUAAUCUUCGAUGCAAUAGUCGCAAUUAGCCAGUGAUUCACAAUAAAACAAUGCAAUAUUUAUAUGCAGUAAAGAAAUAAUAUUUGGCUCCCACCGGCAAACAUUCCUUGCUCUCUUUUUAUUCGAUGUUCAAGAUGCUGCUG